UCCUGAUCACGCCUGGCCCCACUGUGCUCCACAGCCAGCCACCCGUCCUCAUCCCAGCGGGAGACCAGGUGCCCAGGCCGAGAGGAGCAGGGCAGGGCUGUGCAGGUGGGCAAGCAGCCUCGGGGCGCUGGGCAGACCGGCCCGCGGCUCCCACUCGCCGUGCCUCCCUGACACCAUGGUCGAGGGGCCUGACCGGCUUGAGGCCCAUGCGGCAAGGGCACGUGCGCCAUGUCUAGGACCAGACGAGGUCUGGCUGGGAAGGGGCUGGAGGCGUACUGCCUCGGCGGGGCCUCAGGGUGCCUUGGCUGUGGUAGCUGUGAUUUGAGUCCUUGGCAUUCUGGGGGCCCCUGCCUGAGAGGCUGUGGAUGAAGAACCCUGGGCACGGCCCCACCCGAAGGCUCCGGGCCUGGGUGGGUGCAGCGGGGGCAAUCCUGCUCAUGGCUCUCUGGCUGCUAUGGCUGCUGGGGUCGGCCCCUGGGGGUGUCCCGGUGCCUCAGCCCAAGAUCACUGUCCUUGUCUGGCACUGGCCUUUCACUGACCGGUCCCCGGAGCUGCCUGGUGACACCUGCACCCGCUACGGCAUGCCCUACUGCCCUGCCCCUGGCCCAGCGGCCACGUGGGCAGCCCUGGGUGUGGGCCUCCAUGGAGUCGCCCAGCCACACCCACGGCCUCGGCCGCCUCGGGGGCAUCUUCAACUGGGUGCUGAGCUACCGGCGCGACUCGGACAUCUUCACUCCCUACGGCCGCCUGGAGCCCCACCCAGGGCCUGCACCCCCACUGCCUGUCAAGAGCGGCAUGGCUGCCUGGGUGGUCAGCAACUUCCAGGAGCGGCAGCAGCGAGUCAGGCUGUACCGGCAGCUAGCACCUCACCUGCAGGUGGAUGUGUUCGGCCGUGCCAACAGGCGGCCGCUGUGCGCCGCCUGCCUGCUGCCCACUGUGGCCCGGUACCGCUUCUACCUGGCCUUUGAGAACUCGCUGCACCAGGACUACAUCACUGAGAAGUUCUGGCGCAAUGCGCUGGCGGCCGGCACCGUGCCAGUGGUGCUGGGCCCCCCGCGGGCUACCUACGAGGCCUUCGUGCCCCCCGGGGCCUUCGUGCAUGUGGACGACUUCCGCUCGGCCCGGGAGCUGGCCGCCUUCCUUCGCGGCAUGAACGAGAGCCGCUAUGGGAGCUUCCUGGCCUGGCGGGACAGGCUCCAAGUGCGGCUGCUCAGUGACUGGCGGGAGCGCUUCUGCGCCAUCUGCGCCCGCUACCCCCACUUGCCCCGGGACCAGGUCUACGAGGACCUCGAGGGCUGGUUCCAGGCCUGAGCCCUGCGGCAGGGAGGCAGCAUGGUGGAAGGGUUGGGUGUUGCAAUCAAACCACAGGCAUCCGGCCCCAGGGGCCACCAUCGAGCUAAAGUCGAGGCUGGAGUCAGAGGCCAGGAAGCACAUUCAAGGAGGAGCAGGCUGGGCCAGGGAGGCCACCUGGAAGAGGAGGCUGGUGGGCCCUGAAGCAGGCAUCUGGGGAGGCGGUCAGGGCAGGGUGCGUGCUGCCGAUGAGCCUG
Molecule: messenger RNA, 1547 nt
Organism: Tupaia belangeri chinensis (Chinese tree shrew)
Lineage: Eukaryota; Metazoa; Chordata; Mammalia; Scandentia; Tupaiidae
Gene: FUT7
Product: fucosyltransferase 7
Cellular component (GO): membrane
Molecular function (GO): alpha-(1->3)-fucosyltransferase activity
Source: RefSeq, a predicted model, not a curated record